Messenger RNA from Ochlerotatus camptorhynchus, 2931 nucleotides. RefSeq names its product WD repeat-containing protein 3. Bases 127 to 2883 code for a protein of 918 amino acids. NCBI's taxonomy places the organism in Eukaryota, Metazoa, Arthropoda, Insecta, Diptera, Culicidae. Gene Ontology annotation, cellular component: Pwp2p-containing subcomplex of 90S preribosome; small-subunit processome. Gene Ontology annotation, molecular function: snoRNA binding; protein binding. The record is from RefSeq and is a predicted model, not a curated record. Gene Ontology annotation, biological process: maturation of SSU-rRNA. The transcript has 2 exons.
CGUGAGCUACCAAACAGCAUGUUUUUGUUCACGCUGCGGUGCGGUUCUGGAUAAGUUUCCUAUUUUUCGAUUAAAAUCCGGGUAGUUUUUAUGAAAAUCGUCGAAAAACGGAAUCAAUAGAAGGAGAUGGGUCUUACGAAACAAUAUUUGGCAUUCAAGCCAGUGUCAAACUUCAAUAUCAUCGCCAGCGGACGAGCGAAUGUUGCGUUCGUUUCCGUCGGCGGUGUGGAUGGCCGAUUUGUGGCCGUGGCCGGAGCCGAGCAGGUCCUGGUUUGGAACACUAGGCUCGGAGAAAAAGCGAUGGAACUCGUGCGGGACAAACAGGAAGUAACCUAUCUUCGACCGAGUCCGGAUCAGAAGCAUCUGGCCGUGGGCUAUACGGAUGGGGUAAUUGAGAUGUUCAGCUUUGAAAGCAAGCAGUCGGUGUGUACUUUUGCGGCGCACCGAUCAGCAGUUAGUGCGAUGAAUUUCGAUCUAAUUGGGUUGAAGCUAGUUUCCGGCGGGUUGGAUAACGAUCUGGUCGUGUCGGACGUCGUAGCACAGAGUGGAAAGUGUCGACUGGUGGGGCACAACGGAGCCAUUACGGAGGCUUGCUUCAUGCAGCGGUAUCACGAUGUGGUGCUGUCCAGUUCCAAGGAUACCCAAAUCAAGUUUUGGAACAUUGAAACUGAAAGCUGCUUCAAGACGAUCGUUGACCAUAGGACCGAGGUUUGGGGAAUAGCACUGAUGAGGAACGAUGAUUUUUUGGUGGCAGGAUCGGGAGAUUCUCAGCUUUCUGUAUAUAAAGUUGCUGAAAAUAGUAGCAACCCAAUUGCGGAGCCAACGGGAGAUCUGGAUGAUUUGCUACUGGAAUCGGAAGCCACGAGUCCAUUCAGGUGUACGCAGAUUGGGAAUAUCCAGCGGUCCGGUUACGGCAGGACGAUUAAUUUAGUAGUGGAAAACAAUGGACAAAUCUUGGGGUGCCACGGCACGGACAAGAAGAUUGAAUUGUUCUACUUUUACAAUGACGAUGAGGCCUUGGUUCGUCUAACGAAACGAUUGAAGAAACUCGACGCAAAGUCCAAAGGCGAGGACAAUACGAACACCAAUUCAGUGGAGCGUCAACUCUCGCUAACUGACGAAAUCAAACGUCUUCCGGCGGUUCAGGUGCCGGAGAAAGUCAAAUCAUUCGAUCUGCUUUUGGGAAGCAACAACGAGCUUCGAAUCUGUGUCACCUACGUCAAGAACUUUGUCCAGGUAUUUACAUUGAACGUAGCGGAGAAGCACGCAGAGGCGAAUGCCAUUCAUACCAUUCGCCAGCCGGGCCAUCCUUCGGAGGUCCGCAGCGUGGCCUUCAGCUCGGAUAGCUUGGCAAUCGCUUCCGGCAGUGGUGAGUCGUUGAAACUUUGGAGCAGGGCCUCGCAGGCUUCGUUGAGGACAAUCGAAACGGGUUACGUCGUUAGUACUUGUUUCGUGCCAGGAGAUCGUCACGUAUUGGUUGGUCUCAAAACCGGACAGCUGCUAAUUGUGGACAUCGUAACGGGAGAAACUAUCGAGCGAAUUGCGGCCCAUGAGAAAGAGCUGUGGAGUAUAGUUCUGAUGCCAGAUAUGAGAGGAUGUGUAACUGGAGGCGGCGAUACGACGGUCAAAUUCUGGAGCUUUGAGUUGAUCGCGGAUCCAACCAAGGACGAUAAAAGCGAAGUCAAAGUACUCUCCCUGCUGCACAAGAACGUUCUAAAACUCGAAGAAACCGUGUUGUGUGUGCGUAUUUCCCGCAACAGCAAGUACAUCGCUGUGGCCCUUCUGGAUUCCACGGUGAAAAUCUUCUUCCUUGAUACACUCAAGUUCUACCUCUCCCUUUACGGCCACAAGCUCCCGGUCUUGUGCAUGGACAUUUCGUACGAUUCGACCAUCAUCGUGACAGGUUCCGCCGAUCGGAGUAUCAAAAUCUGGGGCAUGGACUUUGGUGACUGCCAUAGAUCCUUGAUCGGGCACGACAACUCCAUCAUGGGACUGGAGUUUAUCCCCAAAACUCACCUAUUCUUCUCCUGUGGCAAAGACGGCAAACUCAAGCAAUGGGAUGCCGAUAGUUUCGAGAAGAUCAUUACUCUCCCAGGACACGUCGGCGAAGCGCACAGUUUAGCCGUAAGCCCAAAUGGAAAAUACGUUGUCAGCUGCGGUUCGGAUCGAACCCUCCGCCUAUACGAACGAACCGAUGAACCUCUGAUCCUGCAGGACGUCCAGGAAGAAGAACGAGAAGAACUGGAGAACAAAACCCUCGCCACUGGCGAGGACUCCAGCGUUCCUGGUUUGCCAGGCCUCAAACUACCUUCCAAGAAGACAAUCGGUUCGGAAAAAGCUGCUGAGAAUAUCCUCGAGUGUUUGGAAGUUAGCAAAACGUUCGAAGAAGAGGAAACGAAGAACAUCAUCCCGCCACUGAUGUUUGCCUAUGAAGCUACCAAUACCGAUGACUUCCUACUGGCAGUCCUCACUCGCAUCCGUGCUAGCGAUUUGGAAGAAGCCCUUCUACUUCUUCCUUUCUCAGCAGUAUGUGAACUCCUCGAACGGAUCCCGAAGCUCACACAAAGCCGCAAAGAUCAGACGGAGAUCAUCUGCAAAGUGGUCCUGUUCCUGUUCCGAAUCCAUCAAAAGCCUAUCGUGAACAAUCAGAUUCUCCUGCCGGUGAUUCAGGAUAUUAUCCACAAUCUUCAAGGUGCGAUCGUUGAGCUGCGGGACAUGGUCGGGGUCAACUUUCACGGAAUGCAAAUGCUGCAGCGAGAAGUGGAAGCCAACCAGGGGGUUGAACUAUUCCGAGAUGCCACCAAGAGCAGACGGCAAAAGGAUAUGAGACGCAAGCGGAAGGAAGCAGCCGCCAAGAGAACGUUAGUUCAGAUCAGCACGUAAAUUAUAUACAGAUUGUCUAUUCUAUUUGAACCAAUAAAGUUAUCGAAA